Messenger RNA from Actinia tenebrosa (Australian red waratah sea anemone), 1546 nucleotides. RefSeq names its product mitochondrial 2-oxoglutarate/malate carrier protein. Lineage: Eukaryota; Metazoa; Cnidaria; Anthozoa; Actiniaria; Actiniidae. The record is from RefSeq and is a predicted model, not a curated record. Gene Ontology annotation, biological process: transmembrane transport.
UUCAAGGGGUCUGGUUCUAGUCAGUCAGAAGAUCAUCAGACAACAAGACACGAGCAGAAAACCUUCUUUGAUCACCAAGAAAACAGCCUGAAUAUGGCUGAUAAUAAAGGAAAAAUACCUAACUAUGCAAGGUUCAUUAUGGGAGGAUCAGCUGGAAUGGGUGCAACAAUUUUUGUUCAGCCACUUGAUUUGGUCAAGAACAGGAUGCAAAUGAGUGGUAUAGGAGGAGCUGUCAAAGAACACAGAAGCAGCGUUCAUGCUGUAAUGUCUAUCUUGAGAAAUGAGGGAUUUUUUGGAGUUUACAAUGGUUUGUCUGCUGGUCUACUUCGUCAAGCAACAUACACAACAACAAGGCUUGGUGUUUAUACAACACUACUAGAGCACUUCAAAAACCCUGAUGGUACUCCAUUACCAUUUUAUAAGAAAGCUGCUCUGGGUAUGUCAUCUGGUGCAGUAGGAUCAUUUGUUGGUACACCAGCUGAAAUUUCAUUGAUAAGGAUGACUUCCGAUGGGAGGUUACCAGUGGAACAGCGUAGAGGGUACACUAAUGUGUUUAAUGCUCUGUACAGGAUGACAAAAGAAGAAGGGAUUUUAACAUUAUGGAGAGGUUGUGGUCCUACUGUAGUACGUGCAAUGGUGGUCAAUGCYGCUCAGCUUGCAACAUACUCUCAAGCAAAACAGUUCUUAUUGUCAACCAAGUACUUCAAUGACAAUAUAAUUUGUCACUUUGGAGCAAGCAUGAUCAGUGGACUGGCCACAACUAUCGCAUCAAUGCCAAUAGAUAUUGCUAAAACACGUAUUCAAAACAUGAGAAUAAUUGAUGGUAAACCAGAAUACAAAGGUUCAAUUGAUGUGCUUGUUAGUAUCAUUCGUAAAGAAGGUAUCUUUGCUUUGUGGAAAGGCUUUACUCCAUACUACUUCAGGCUUGGACCACACACAGUUCUCACCUUUAUCUUCCUGGAACAGCUCAACAACAUAGCUAACAAGAUCUAUGGCAGUUCAUCUACAACCAUGUAGAAUCUCUCUCUACAGCAGAUUUUGUAAGAGUGGGUGGAAAAGGAACUGACUUUCAAAUAGCAUUCUGUAAUCACUUUAUAUAUACUUGUACGAAAAUUUUUCUUGGCUGAAACUUUACUGGAAUAAUCUUCAAGGGUCUAAUAGGGGUGUAUCGGUUAAAGUUUUUUCACAACAUUCCUAUUGGAAGUUUUAUUUUUAGAACUUUUAACAGAUUCUGUGACGUCAUUUACUUGACACUGCAAAAAAUUGUAUGAAGUGUUGAGUAAAUACCAUCACUUCUUUAAAGAUUUGGAGARAAAAAAAACUUCCCACCAGAAUAUCAAGAAAAAAAUUUAACUGUGAAGUUUCAGCCGAAUUAAAUACUUGUCCAAGUACACCUCACUCACUAACUCUCCCCUCAUAAAUAAGUGAAAAUUUCUCCCUAAAAGUUGUAGAUUAUCAAAAGAAAUAGGGAGAGCAGAUUUAAUUUAUCUUUAACUGCUGACAGAAAGUAUUAUGUCAAAAUUUGAAAUAAAGUAUUAGAAUUGUC